AUGAAGCCAGAGGCAAACGAAACUGCUAAGUUCUCUCAGUUGUAUAUUCAUGACACUGAAAAUGAGGUGGAAAAUCGGUUAUCUGCUUUGAGUGGAAACGGUGAAAGAACCAAAAUAAGAGCUGAUUUAGUACAGUCUAUAAUGGAAAUGCUAAGGGAAUGUAACGUCCAUGUGAAGACUUUCCGUAAUGCUAUGGAUAGAUUCAACAGUGAGGACGAAUGUGAGGAUCUAUCCUUGGUUUUAAUCAACAGCCGAGAAAAAGACGGGAGAAUCUAUAACCUGCCCACAUCUUCUGAAGUUGCUGCUUUGGUUGUCGGUGAUUUUCAAAAUAACAUGGAUAAAAGGGAUAUAAUUUUGGAGAAGAAAUCUGGAAAACUUAAAAGGAUCAACGAGCUACAUCCUUGCUAUCUACCACUUCAGUAUCCACUGAUUUUCCCUUAUGGUGAAGAUGGAUUUCGGUUAGGUAUUCAAAACGGUUAUACGGGGAGCAAAAAAACUAAGAAACCAAAUAUUACUAUGAGGGAGUUCUUCUCAUUUCGUAUUCAAGUUCGUAAUGUUGGUUCUCCAGUGCUUCUUCUUUCAAGGCGUUUGCUACAACAGUUUCUGGUUGACGCAUAUACGAUGAUUGAAACUCAUCGCCUUCGUUACAUAAGGAAGAAUCAGUCCAAUCUUAGGUCUUUGAGCUUGAGUAAGUUUGUAGCGGCUGCGAAUGAUGGGAAUUCUAACCUCCCUAUUGAAGGUAACCGUAUUAUUAUACCCUCUUCCUUCACUGGUGGGCCUCGGUAUAUGCAUCAGAUGUAUUUGGAUGCAAUGUCUAUUUGCAAAUACUAUGGGUUUCCAGAUCUGUUUAUUACAUUCACAUGUAACCCGAAAUGGCCAGAGCUAAGCAGAUAUUUUCGAAAAUAUAAUCUUAGAUCAGAGGACAGACCUGAAUUGUGUUGUAGAUUAUUCAAAAUUAAGCUUGAUAGCUUGAUGGAAAAUCUAACGAAGAAGCAUGUGCUUGGAAAAACUGUAUCAGAUAAACUUCCCACUGCUGAAGAUAUUGAUCGGAUCAUAUCUGCUGAAAUUCCAAACAGAAAGGAGGAGCCUAGAUUGUAUGAAGUUGUUAAGGAUACAAUGAUUCAUGGGCCGUGUGGUGUAGUUAACAAGGCAUCUCCAUGUAUGGAAGAGGGGCGAUGUACGAAGUUCUUUCCAAGAAAGAAUGUUGAGAAAACUACAGUUGAUUCUCAAGGUUAUCCAGUUUACCGGAGAAGAGAAGAUGGGAAUUUUGUGGAAAAGAAAGGUAUUCAAUUGGAUAAUACGUUUGUUGUUCCCUACAACAAGCAACUUCUAUUGGAGUAUAAUGCACAUAUUAAUGUAGAGUGGUGUAAUCAGUUUCGUUCUAUUAAGUACUUAUUUAAGUACAUUAACAAAGGACAAGACUGUGUUACAGCAACUGUUACUCAGAAAAAGAGGGGACAUGCAAAUGAGGCAGGUACAACAUCUAAUAGACCUCCCAUUUCUGAAGAGUUUGGAAAUACUGCACCGGUAGUUUCUGAAAGCAAUGCAGCAGAAGGUUGCAAUCUCUCAUCAGAAGAUUUGGAGCCUGAGAUUGACGAGAUUAAAAAAUUUUUUGAAGCUAGAUAUAUCUCUGCGUGUGAGUCUACAUGGAGGAUACUCGCUUUCCCAACACAUUACCGAUCUACACCUGUAGAGAAACUAACAUUUCAUCUGGAAGGAGAUCAACCAGUUAUUUACAGGAAAGGUGACACGGUUAAAAGUGUGAUGGAUCGGGUGAAAUACGCAAAGACGAUGUUCUUAGCUUGGUUUGAUUGUUGUCGAGUAUAUCCUGAAGCCAGAUUACUAACAUAUCCCGAACUUCCUACUCGGUUCAUCUAUGAUGCCAAAGACACCGAGUGGAAAAAAAGGAAAAAAGGCUUUGCAAUUGGAAGGUUGGCCCAUGUUUCACCAAGUUCUGGAGAGAAGUAUUAUCUUAGGAUAUUGAUUAAUAUCGUAAGAGGGCCGCGAUCAUAUGACGAUAUCAAGACUGUCAAUGGGGUUGUUCAACCGAGUAAUGAAGAUGCAUGUUAUAAGCUUGGAUUGUUGGAAAAUGACGAAGAGUACAUUCAAAGAAUUAAAGAAUGUAGUUUAUGGGCGUCAGGUGGUUACGUUCGGAAGUUAUUUGCGCAGAUGUUGUUAUCAUUAAGUUUAUCUUCGCCAAGGGUAGUAUGGGAGUCUACUAAAGACUUAUUAUCUGAAGAUAUUCUAUUCCUUGAGAGGAAAAAGCGAAGAAAUCCAGGUUAG
Molecule: messenger RNA, 2283 nt
Organism: Brassica rapa (field mustard)
Lineage: Eukaryota; Viridiplantae; Streptophyta; Magnoliopsida; Brassicales; Brassicaceae
Source: RefSeq, a predicted model, not a curated record